AUGACCAAGUCUCCCGCCCCGCCUGCCCCCGUCUCCUCCGCCUCCGCCAGCUCCUCCCCCACGGACGACGUUGCGCGCAAUAACGUCAUCCCCUCCGAGGUCGGCUGGCAGUUCGUCCCCCAGUACUACACCUUCGUCAACAAGCACCCCCACCGCCUCCACUGCUUCUACACAAAGUCCUCCACCUUCAUACACGGCACCGAGGGCGAGGACGGCAAGCCCUGUUUCGGCCAGCUGGAAAUACACAACAAGAUCACCUCCAUCGGCUUCGAAGACUGCAAGGUCUUCAUCCACUCCGUCGACGCCCAGUCCUCCGCCAACGGCGGCAUCAUCAUCCAGGUCAUCGGCGAGAUGUCCAACCGCGGCGAGCCCUGGCGCAAGUUCGUGCAGACCUUCUUCCUCGCCGAGCAGCCCAACGGCUACUACGUCCUCAACGACAUCUUCCGCUUCCUCAAGGAGGAGACCGUCGAGGGCGACAGCGAGGACGAGGACACCCCUGCGCCCGUCGCCGCCGCCGUCGAGCCCGCGCCCGAGGCUCCAGCGGCGAGCCCCGAAUCCGCCCCCGCCUCCCCCGCGCCCCAACAAAACGGACACGCCGCGCCCACGCCCGCCGCGGCCCCCGCCCCGAUCGAAAAAACGCCCACCCCUGCUCCCGUGGCGGCUCCUGAACCCGUUGUCGUUGUCGCUGCCGCCGUUCCCGAGCCGACACCGUCGCCGGCGCCUGUCCCCGCAGUCGCCGCUGCUGCCGCGCCAGCCCCGGCCCCGGCCGCCGCUGCCCCACCACAGCCCCAGCCCGCCGCCGCCGCACCUUCUCCCUCCCCUGCUCCGGCCGCCGCUCUUCCUCAGCCCGCCGCCGCAGCUGCGCCCGCGCCCGCGCCCACAUCCCUGCCGAUACCGACACCCGCGGCACCCGCAGCACCUGCGCCUGCGCCCGCUCCUGUCCCCGCGGCGCCCCCCGCGCCCAAGACGUGGGCGCACCUCGCGGCGGCCAACUCGAAAAAAUGGGGCUCGGCGGUCGCGCAGGAGUCGCGCGGCACGUCCGAGGUGCCCGCGACGCCGACGACGCCCGCUGCGGGUGCGGGUGCGGGUGCUGGCGCUGGUGGUGGGUACCAUGGGCCUGGGGGACGUGGUGGGCACCAUGGGCCGCAGGGCCAGCGGGAGCCGCAUCCGGCGUACGUGGCGGCGCAGAACGUGGCGACCGCGCAGUGUUUCGUCAAGAGCGUGCAGGAGAACAUCUCGGACGCGGCUUUGCGGAACACGCUGACGGCGCGGUUCGGCGCGAUCAAGGAGCUGGAGAUCGUGCGGAGCAAGGCGUGCGCGUUCCUCGAGUUUGGGACCGUGGAGGCUGCGCGGCGGGCGAUCGCCGCGUCGCUGCCGCAGGCGCAGGGCGGGGAGGGCGGGGUGCGGAUCGACGUCGGGGAGGGGAUGCAGAUGCGGGUGUUGGUGGAGACGCGGAAGGAGCGCGGGGAGCGGCCGGUUAGUGGGCGCGGGAGGGGCGCGAUGGGUGGUGUUGGGGGCGGGGGCGGGGGGUUGAACGGGGGGGAGAGGGAGCGGGGGGAGCAGCAGAGGGAGCAGCAGCAGAGGGGAGGGUAUGGGCGUGGGGGGGCGGGUGUUGGGGGGCGUGGGAUGGGGAGGGGGCGCGGGAGCGGGGGCGCGAAGUAG
Messenger RNA from Heterobasidion irregulare TC 32-1, 1662 nucleotides. RefSeq lists its product as uncharacterized. Gene Ontology annotation, molecular function: mRNA binding. The coding region runs from base 1 to 1662 and encodes 553 amino acids. Gene Ontology annotation, cellular component: cytosol; Ubp3-Bre5 deubiquitination complex; ribonucleoprotein complex. Gene Ontology annotation, biological process: ribophagy; protein deubiquitination. NCBI's taxonomy places the organism in Eukaryota, Fungi, Basidiomycota, Agaricomycetes, Russulales, Bondarzewiaceae. The record is from RefSeq and is a predicted model, not a curated record. The transcript is spliced from 5 exons.